Molecule: messenger RNA, 2482 nt
Organism: Amphimedon queenslandica
Lineage: Eukaryota; Metazoa; Porifera; Demospongiae; Haplosclerida; Niphatidae
Product: hydrocephalus-inducing protein-like
Exons: 21
Coding region: 81-2120 (679 amino acids)
Biological process (GO): axonemal central apparatus assembly; cilium movement
Cellular component (GO): axoneme
Source: RefSeq, a predicted model, not a curated record
UUACCAUAGCUACCAGCAAAUGGUACAUGUUGUGCUCUUAUUGGGAAAAGGAGAGUAAUUUUACUUUCUAGCUCAAGAAAAUGGCCGAGCAGGCCAAAGAGACCCGGUCCUUUGUCAAGACUAAAGUUGCUAGUCUUGCCAGCUCUAGAAAACUCACUAAAUUGGUCAAGGAGCCGAAGAAAUCUCAAAAGCUAGUGCCCUCUUCAUUUAUGUCUAAAAUGAGUCUCAGUACUCAAGAGAGACUUCAAGCGACGAGAGAGGUCUACCCACCAAAGAUCAUAGAACUACUGGACAUAGGAGCCAGCACGACUAACAAGGAUUUUUCAGUCGAUAUUGAUCAAGCUUUGUUUCAACCAUUUCCGUCAGAACUAAUCUUUCAACAGUUGGUCCCAAACACUUCUUAUGAGAUGAUAUUAACACUAAAGAACCUUGAUAGGGUUGCAAGACAUGUUAAAGUUACUGAGAAGGACUCACCUUAUUUUAUUGUUACCAGUAGCAGACCAGUAGGACAAAAGAUUGCCCCUGGAAUGGAAGCUACUUACAUUGUACAGUUCACACCAACUGAGGAUAAGGAUUAUUAUCAUGAGUUAGUUUUUGUUACUGAGAGAGAGAAGUUUGUUGUUCCAGUCUCUGGUCUGGGCUCAAGGGGUGUCCUUGACUUCCCUGAUGAUAUUCACUUCACAUCAUCUCCAGUUAAAUACAAGUCAUGCAAGACUAUUCUGGUAAGGAAUGUUGGCAAGAAAGAAGCUAAUUUCAAACUAGAAACAAACAAGCCAUUCUCUGUGUCUCCCUCUCACUCCAUACUAGCAGUUAAUGGCUGCACUCAAGCUAAUGUAGAGUUCCUGCCAAACAACACUGGAGACUAUACUGGGGAACUAACCAUUCACUAUGAUACUGGUGAGGUGGUGUAUGUACAAUUGUAUGGAACUGCUAUUGAUGUUAAUGUGAGACUAGAUAAGAGCUCAAUACUAAUGGAGAGCACUUACAUUGGACUGUGUUCACAGAGAACAUUAACGUUACACAAUCGCACUGAUAUUGUUUCUCACUUUGAAUGGAAACUCAAAUCAACAGUAGAUGAAGAAGAACUACACAGAGAGAUUAUAAAGCAAGAGUUAAGUGAUGAAGAGGCCAGUUCAAAGAGGUCAUUGCUUGAUCGUUGUGUUCACAAUCCUUACCUGAGGGACAGGAUCUCUAUACUUGAUCAUAAUUUUGAUAAAAGGAAAGCACUUAUUAAUAAUGAAAGGUUUCUAUUUUAUGAUGAUGUUUUCUCCAUUGAUCCGGUGGAAGGUGAACUGUGGCCUCACUCACAAAUUGAUGUUACUAUUUCCUUUCAACCAGAGAAGGCUAAAAAUUAUUCCAGUGUAGCAUAUUGUGAUGUGACUGGUAGAGAGAGCAGGCUCCCCCUUAGGUUAAAGGGAGAGGGACUAGGACCUAAGCUUAGAUUCUCGUUUGAUUCGCUUGACAUUCAAAACAUUUUUGUCAAUUCUGCACAUGCAUAUGAGGUGGUAUUGGAGAACCAAGGUGACAUUGAUGCUAGUUACUCCAUGAGGCCUUCCUCGUCUCUUUUUGGUCCUAAAUUUACUUUCAAUCCUUCUUCUGGUCACCUCUCACCUGAUGGACUCCAGGCAAUACAGAUAUCAUUUUCUUCUGCUGCUCUUGGUUCAUUUGAUGAGGAGUUUGAGUGGGACAUAGAGGGAUCAAAUGAGACGCUUAAACUUAGAAUAAAUGGGUCUGUGAUAGGUCCUACAUUUCAAUUUGAUACUGAUGAGAUUAACUUCAAUACAGUUUCAUACGGGUUUCCAUCAGUCCGACAGGUUUCAUUAACUAAUACUUCUGAGGUACCAAUGAGCUUUAUACUGAGGGUCCCUGCUCAUGGCAGCAAAGGGGAAGAGUUUAUCAUCAACCCAAACAAAGGAGUCCUGCCACCCAGCCUACACCAGAAUAUUACUAUCACAUUCACUCCAGCUGAAGUAAAGGAGUACACUAGGUGCUUGGUACUUGAUGUAGAAGAGGCUGGGAAGGAAGUCUUCUCUCUACCCAUACGAGCAAAUUGUGUUGUACCUGAUGUUAUUCUCCAUACCAAGUCAUUACAUUCUUUGUGUCUCACCCGUACACACUGAAUGUACACCUUGAGAACACAUCAGAUACACUACCAGUCAAAUACAAAAUGAUUCAACAAGAAAGUGAUGCUGCCAUUGAAUGUUCAACGACAAAGCCUGAGGCUAUCAUUGAGCCUCAAGAGACACUGACUCUUCCAUUUACAAUAAAAGCUAACGGAGUCGGUCCACUAGUCUCCACAGCAUCCUUUCAUAUAGCAGGAUCAACAGAGUCACCAUUGAGACUAAAGCUACACUGCACUGGUGAGGGGCCAGUGGUCUCAGUAUCACAGGAACACUUAGACUGGGGCCUCUCACCAGUACUGACCCCCAUCAAGAAGACCCUACUCUUGUGUAACCAGUCAGAGAUUGAUGCUGAAUUCCAG